GGUGACACAGGACACAUCGUCUCUGCAGAGGUACAGGGGGACACACAAGGCUGAACUUUCACUCGACUUUGCAGAACUUUAAUCCGGAGUCCCAGAGUGGACUAAAAGUUAGGAAUCGCAUGUGACUUUCCAUAGCAGAACAUCGGAUCCUACUGGUGUCCAUUGAUUUGUGCCUAGGGGAUUGCUAUUUGCUGUGCUUCAGCCAUGCAGGGUGUUCCAAGAGCCACCCUUUGCCAAGUCCUGUUGCUCCUGCCAGCCCUGUGCCUACUUGCCUCUGCACAGCUCCAUGGAGAGAAGGGGAUUUCGGUUCCUGAGCAUGGAUUCUGCCAGCCCAUCUCCAUCCCGCUCUGUACGGACAUCGCCUACAACCAGACAAUCAUGCCCAAUCUUUUGGGUCACACCAACCAAGAGGAUGCCGGCUUGGAGGUCCAUCAGUUUUACCCCUUGGUGAAGGUCCAGUGUUCCUCUGAGCUUCGCUUCUUUCUGUGCUCCAUGUACGCCCCGGUUUGCACGGUUCUGGAGCAGGCCAUCCCUCCCUGCCGAUCAAUCUGCGAACGUGCAAGACACGGCUGCGAAGCCCUCAUGAACAAAUUUGGCUUCCAAUGGCCAGAAAGGCUACGAUGUGAAAACUUUCCCCGCCAUGGCGCUGAGCAAAUCUGUGUUGGGCAGAACCACUCAGAAGAUGGCGGGCCAACCUUGCUAACAACUAGCCCACCUCUGCAUGGCACCCUAGGGCCAGCCAUCUAUGCCACACCUGAUCAUCCUUUUCACUGCCCACGGGUGCUGAAGGUUCCAUCCUACCUGAACUACAGGUUCUUGGGAGAAAAGGACUGUGCCGCUCCAUGCGAACCUACAAGAAAUGAUGGGUUCAUGUUCUUCAGUCAAGAUGAGAUCCGUUUUGCCCGUGUCUGGAUUCUCAUCUGGUCUGUACUGUGCUGUGCUUCAACUUUCUUUACGGUGACCACCUACUUAGUAGACAUGCAAAGGUUCCGCUAUCCUGAAAGGCCCAUCAUAUUCCUGUCUGGAUGCUAUACUAUGGUGUCUGUGGCCUACAUUGCCGGUUUUGUGCUGGGGGAUAAAGUGGUUUGCAAUGAAGGCUUCUCGGAGGAUGGCUAUAAAACUGUUGUACAAGGAACCAAGAAAGAAGGGUGCACCAUCCUCUUCAUGAUGCUUUACUUCUUCAGCAUGGCUAGCUCCAUCUGGUGGGUCAUCUUGUCUUUAACCUGGUUCCUGGCAGCUGGCAUGAAGUGGGGGCAUGAAGCAAUCGAAGCUAACUCUCAGUACUUUCACCUGGCAGCCUGGGCAGUGCCUGCUGUGAAGACCAUUACCAUUCUGGCCAUGGGGCAGAUCGAUGGAGACCUACUCAGUGGAGUAUGCUUUGUAGGACUUAAUAGCAUUGAUCCAUUGAGGGGCUUUGUGCUGGCGCCUCUCUUUGUCUACCUCUUCAUCGGAACCUCAUUUCUUCUUGCUGGGUUUGUGUCCCUCUUUCGCAUCCGGACCAUCAUGAAGCACGAUGGCACCAAAACGGAGAAGCUGGAGCGGCUGAUGGUACGAAUCGGAGUCUUCAGUGUCCUGUACACUGUGCCUGCCACAAUCGUCAUUGCCUGUUACUUCUACGAACAGGCCUUCAGAGAACACUGGGAACGUAGCUGGGUGAGUCAAAACUGCAAAAGCCUAGCUAUCCCUUGCCCACUACAGUACACCCCACGCAUGACCCCAGACUUUACUGUCUACAUGAUCAAGUAUCUCAUGACCCUUAUAGUCGGCAUCACUUCUGGAUUCUGGAUCUGGUCAGGCAAAACUCUUCACUCCUGGAGGAAAUUUUACACCAGGCUGACCAACAGCAAACACGGAGAGACAACCGUUUGAGAACUCAUGGUGGCACCCAUAACCACCUAGACUGUACCUUCUCGAGACUUUCCACUUUCCUGUCACUUGUUGAUAUCUGUGUAAAUCGAAGUACGAUACCUUCAGGCACAUCUCUCUGGAGUUGUAAUUAAGACUGUACAUAGGAUUUUUGUAAAUUAUAUAUUUCUAUUUAAAUAUGAGGGUUAAGGAACUGGAGGAACGGAAAAUGUACAUGGGCAAAAAUAAAAAAAGACCCCUUUCUACUUCAGUUGUUUGCUGACUAUAUCUGAUGGAUAAUUGGAGUUCUUUAGAAUACAGUCCGUCUUUGGCUCUUUCUGGAAACCAUAUUUACAGUAUUUUUUAUUCCUAAUUUUUAUUUGUCCUCCCGAUGAACAGUGGAAUUUGGAAUUUGUACAAGCGUCCCUUAUAUAAUAUUAGCCAACACAAACUUUGCAGAAUCCGUGAGGGUAAUUUGGAAUCUUGGCAUCUUAUGACAGGUGGUUCCGCUGCUGCUAUGGUGUCUGUCAGAAUGGUACAAUUGGAUUUUAUUUUUUGGGGUUGGGGGGGGGUUGGGUUUUAUUUUGUGCUUGAUUUUAUAAGUUCCCUUUUUUUUAUUUGUAAUGCAUGAUUUGAAAAGGACAGAUGCAUAUAAUCACUUCUAGAUGACAGGAGGAGUUGGCUGGACACCAGAAAUGACAUUCUUGUACAAGGGAACGUGGUACAGAUUUGACACUUGUCAAAAAAACAACAACUUUUCAUGUGUGGGAUGAGAGAGGGAAGGGACACGUAACCCCUUAUGCGCUGAAGAUAACCCGAAAGACGUUAAAAAACCAAUCAGGGGCCUUCAGUACACUGUCUAGCCCUUGAUCCGAAUUAUGUAUUGAUCUGUUUUUAAAUAUAUGUUGAUUUUUUUUUUCUUAAUUUUGAAAUUAAAAAAAUUAAAAAAAAUAUUUUUGUUACG
Messenger RNA from Nanorana parkeri, 2809 nucleotides. RefSeq names its product frizzled class receptor 2 (gene FZD2). NCBI's taxonomy places the organism in Eukaryota, Metazoa, Chordata, Amphibia, Anura, Dicroglossidae. Gene Ontology annotation, molecular function: Wnt receptor activity; Wnt-protein binding. The record is from RefSeq and is a predicted model, not a curated record. The transcript has a single exon. The coding region runs from base 205 to 1869 and encodes 554 amino acids. Gene Ontology annotation, biological process: non-canonical Wnt signaling pathway; canonical Wnt signaling pathway. Gene Ontology annotation, cellular component: plasma membrane.